AUGAAUCAAUUACAAGAUGACCCUUCCUUUCAUCCACAAUCAUAUUUAGAGUUACAAAGUCUGUUAAUUGAUAAUGCUAUAUUCAAAGAUAAUGAUGCGACCAACUCAAUAAACUUGGAUAACUUUAAAGAUUUUGAUAAUUUACUCAGCAGUUUAGAGAAUGCAAUUAGGUCAAGUACUCAAUUUAAUCAACAAUUUAAUAUGUUAGCAGUCCCUAGUGUCAAAAUACUUGAUAUUUUAUUUACUUUAGCAUCUAGAAAUUCCAGUAACUUGACUGUUUUAUCAUCAAACAUGGCAACUAAAUUAGGUAUUCAUCAAACUGAAGAUCAAAUAAAAGCUAGAAAUGAAGAUUAUGAUAAUAAUUUAAUGAAAUCUGCUACAAAUGAUAGAGCAUAUUUAUUAAUCAAAUUGUAUAAUGAUUUAAUUAUAGAACAUCAACAUUUGAAAUUAUAUGAAAAUUUCGUAAAUUUUAUGAAUUCAUUUAUUAUUGAUCAAACAGUAUCGAGUAAAACACCAAUGGCCAACCAGCCUACCUUAUCAUCGGCUAAAAUACCCAAACAAGAUAUAUUGGAAAUUAUUAGACCGUCUCCAAUAAAGAGAAGAAAAACGCAAAACCUAAAAUAUCAAUCUAAUAUUCAAAUUAGUGAUGAAAAUGGUGAGGAAUAUACUAUGAUUAGUGAUCCAUAUGAGGAGAAGGUUGUUAAAUCAAACCUAAGUAUGGAGGAAGAAGUGGAAAAAUUUCAAAAUACAAAUAAACUAUAUAAUCCAUUUAUUGAUAAAAAUAAUAAUGUUUUCAAUACUAGUCCUAAAAAACAAAAGGGAAUGUUGAAAUGUAAAAUAUUUGAUGAACCAAUGUUAAGUACUCGAUUAAACCCAAAAGGGAAUGAUUUUCAUUUAUGGAAAUUGAUUAAUUGGACAUUUUAUUGUGGUGGGACAAAGAAUAAUGUCUAUAAUUCAACUUAUAAAUCCUCCCAUUUAAUUUAUCAAACUCAAUCAAAAGUAAUCAAUGAAAUGUUUAGGUUUUUAGAAUUUAAUUUUGUUGUUGAAUUAUCUAAAUUAUAUAACAAUUCAGAUCCAUAUCAUCACAUUUUUAAUUUAUCGGAAAAGGGAAAAAGAUUAGCAAUAACUCGAAUAGAAUCAUCAUCAUCAUUAUUACUUUCUAAAUUAAUGAAACAUUUAGGUAUAUAUAAAAAGAAUUGGUAUGAUAGAUUAAUUGAAUACGUAUUUAAUGGAUUAACUUAUAAGAAAGUUUUAUUUCCUCAAACUUGUUAUGAUCAUGAACACCACUUGCUUAAAAAGGAUGAAAAUUUGAAAAAAGAAGAUAGAAUAAUGAAACAUAUUUACUACAAUGAUAACAUGUCAUCCAUGAAAUUGAGAUUUAAAAUUGUGAACCUUGUGUUUUACUGGAGUAUGGUUUUUGAUACAACCACAAAAGAUGGAAUUAUAAAUUUUAACCAAGAGGACUAUAAUUAUUUAUCUCCAAAGAAUUUAAUUAAUGAAUUAGCUAGUAAGCUUAUGUUUAUUGAGUAUGAUUAUUUAGUUGAGUUUUAUUUAUCCAUGAAUUUGGAUUCACAAGUAACUCAAAAGUAUAAAACCGUGUUUUUAACUAAUUUGUCAAUUAAAUUACUCAAAAAUAUUACCGAUUCAACUGAAUUUAAUAGAAGUUUAUAUCCAAGAAUUGAUAAUCCAAAUGAAACACCGGCUGAUAAAUGGAAGUUGAAAAAUUUCAACAUUCUAAUAAGCUGGCUAACAAAUGAAGAUAUCAUAAGUACGAUCUUUGAAGAUGAAACUUACAAAAGUUUUGCACAUUUUGAUCAAGUUUGGAAUAAAUUCAAUUUAAUCUUCAACUGGUUAUUAAAAACUUUCAGUGAAGAAGUAGUAGACUUGAAAGAAUAUGUUAAUCUUGAAGAAUUAUUAACUGUUGCUGAACAAGUUGAUAAUAGUAGAAAAUCAAUGUAUCAACGAUUUACAGAUGACUGCUUUCGAAAUAAAACAUAUUUAGAAAUUACACAAGAGGAAUAUACUAA
This is a messenger RNA of Insectozyma verbasci, 2027 nucleotides long. Lineage: Eukaryota; Fungi; Ascomycota; Pichiomycetes; Serinales; Debaryomycetaceae. The record is from the annotation of a GenBank genome assembly.